Molecule: messenger RNA, 2016 nt
Organism: Brassica napus (rape)
Lineage: Eukaryota; Viridiplantae; Streptophyta; Magnoliopsida; Brassicales; Brassicaceae
Exons: 2
Coding region: 1-2016 (671 amino acids)
Molecular function (GO): nucleic acid binding; RNA-DNA hybrid ribonuclease activity
Source: RefSeq, a predicted model, not a curated record
AUGUCGUAUACAAUCCUCCUGAAUGGUCGGGAACACGGUUUUAUCAGACCUGAACGUGGGAUUCGUCAAGGUGAUCCAAUGUCCCCAUUUUUGUUCAUCAUGUGUGCCGAAGCACUUGUGAGUGUGUUGAACAACGCUGAGCAUAAAGGCCAUCUACAUGGUAUCCAGCUUGCAGCGGGAGGACCUUCGGUUCAUCACUUAUUGUUUGCUGAUGAUAGCUUGUUACUAUGCCAAGCUAAUCUGAUGGAGAGUGUUGAAGUUCUCCGUUGUCUUAAGCUCUAUGGCCAGGCAUCUGGGCAGCAAAUUAACCCUUCGAAAUCAUCAAUCAUCUUUGGUGAUAGAGUUGAAGAGGGCAUCAAAGCUGACAUCAAACGAAUUAUUUCAAUGGAUAACGAAGGUGGUGAGGGUACCUACCUUGGCCUCCCUGAGGUUUUCAAAGGCUCAAAGAAAAAUAUUUUGAACUUUAUCAGAGAAAAACUCCAUAACAGAAUCCAAGGGUGGUUUGUUAAAUCUCUCUCGCUAGGGGGCAAGGAAAUCCUCAUCAAAUCUGUCGGCCUAGCCCUUCCUGUAUAUGCGAUGUCAGUCUUUAAGCUUCCUAAAUACCUGUGUGCGAAGCUUACGUCUGCGUUAAGGGAUUUCUGGUGGGGUGAUGGAAGUGCUAGACGUAAACUACCAUGGGUAGCAUGGGAGAAGCUCUGCCAAAGCAAAGAGAAUGGAGGCAUGGGAUUUCAUGAUAUUGAACGCUUUAACCAAGCGUUGCUUGGGAAGCAAGCAUGGCGGAUCCAUACAAACCUAGAUUCUCUGGUGUCUCGAGUCCUGAAGAGCAGGUAUUUUCGGAAUGGUUCAUUCCAAGAAGCAAGUAUUGGCACUCGCUCCUCCUAUGCAUGGAGAAGCAUCCUUCAUGGAAGAGAAGUUAUGAACUUGGGUCUGGUUAAGCAAAUAGGAGAUGGGAAGGAAUCGAAUGUCUGGUCAACAAACUGGUUACUUGAUACCAGUGCACGGCCUCCUAUGUACAUGCAAGAUAGCAUUGUGGAUCUCACGCUGAAGGUUUCUGAUCUCUUUAUUCCUAACACAGAUCUAUGGGACAAAGAGAAAGUGAGAGAUACCUUCACACCUGAAGAUGCUGAGCGUGUUCUCAAGCUCAAACCAUUGUUAAGCAGACCUGAUUCUGAUGUUUGGGGUCUUACAAAUCAUAUGGGUUAUACUACGCAGAGUGCUUACCAACUCCUAUCGGCGGUCCACGAUCAAAACAACCCCACACAUACAUCGCUCCCUCCGGUGGAACAACAAUUGUGGAAAAACCUGUGGAAGAAAAGGAACUCUGAGUUGGGUAAUUUCAAGACCUUUCCUUGGAUUCUCUGGAAUUUAUGGAAAUCAAGGAAUGAACUCGUCUUUGAGAACAGUAGGACCUCGCCACUAUCAUGUGUCACUAAGUCAGUGGAAGAAGCUAACAUAUGGUUCCAAGUGAAUGGUGACUCAGGCGAUCCUGUACAAACUCCAGCUCAGCCCCCACCGACGUCCCACCAAUGGGAAAGACCGCCUCAGGAUUUCCUGAAAUGCAAUAUUGGAUCAGCUUGGGAUCACAGGUAUGGUCUGAGUGGAGCAGGGUGGCUGGUAAGAGAUCAUCAAGGCAUCGCUAUAAAUCACAGUAGACGUGCUUUCGUAGGCUCUAUGUCGAAGAGGGAGGCGGACUUAAAGUCUCUACAUUGGGCGGUAGAAAGCAUGGUUAACAUGAGGCUUAACAAUGUGAUUCUUGAAGCUUCUUCCAUUGAGUUAAGAGAGUCUCUCCUUGAGCCUCACCGCUUCCCAGAGUUACAAUCUCUAAUAGCGAACAUCCUGCUCCUCCUUUCUAGACUAGUCUCUUUGUCCCUCUUGCAUGUUCAAGAGUCACGGAACAGAGUGUCUAAUGCUAUUGCGGUAAGCGUCACUGCUGACUUACGCACACAAUCGUAUGUUGCUGCUGGAGGCCCUAGUUGGCUCUCACAUACCAUUCUCUCCGAAGCACAAGCUAUGUGA